AUGCUGCGGCGCUCGGCCAUCAAGCACGUCACACUCGGUAUCUCAAGCGGUCUAGCAGGCGGCUACAUUUUCUGGUACGGCUGGCACAUCCCCCAAGUGCGGCGCCGAGAUGAGUGGUAUUUGGAGCAGGAGAGGCGGAAGCAGGCUGGAGAAGCGUAG
This is a messenger RNA of Rhodotorula toruloides NP11, 159 nucleotides long. Its product is annotated as cytochrome c oxidase, subunit VIIa. NCBI's taxonomy places the organism in Eukaryota, Fungi, Basidiomycota, Microbotryomycetes, Sporidiobolales, Sporidiobolaceae. The transcript has 4 exons. The record is from RefSeq and is a predicted model, not a curated record. Bases 1 to 159 code for a protein of 52 amino acids.